CUUCCCCCAGGGCUGCCCCGUCGCCGCCAGCGCUCCUGCCUCGGCGCUGCCCGGCAAGCAGCCUGUCCGUGCGUCCGCCCGCCCGCCCGCAGCCGGUACUCUCAAGAUGCGCUGCGGACUGCUGCUCGCUUUGGCCCUGGCGCUGGGAGUGACCCUCUCCUGGGCUGCCAGCAGGACCCCUUACCAGCAGAUCCUGCAUCACAGCCGCAUCCGCGGCAGGCAUCAAGGUCCCAACGUGUGUGCUGUGCUGAAACUCAUUGGAACAAACAGGCAAUACAUACCAAACUGCAAACUGUGGUACCAGAGGAAAAUCUGUGGAAAAUCGACAGUGAUUGCCUAUGAGUGCUGCCCAGGAUAUGAAGAGGUUCCUGGCGAAAAGGGCUGCCCAGCAGCUUUGCCUCUUUCAAACCUUUACGAAACUCUUGGAGUUGUUGGGGCCACAACCACUCAGCUCUAUUCCGCCAGCUCUAACCUGAGUGCUGAAAUCACAGGUCCUGGGAGCUACACCAUCUUUGCUCCAACCAACGAGGCCUGGGCUUCCUUGCCUGCUGAAAUGUUGGAUUCUUUGGUGAGCAAUGUUAAUAUCGAGCUGUUAAAUGCACUUCGCUACCACAUGGUGAAUAAGCGAGUCCUGACUGAUGAUCUGAAACAUGGAAUAUCUCUUCCUUCAAUGUACCAAAAUAUUGAUAUCCAGAUCCAUCAUUAUCCAAAUGGAAUUGUGACAGUCAACUGUGCAAGGUUAUUGAAAGCUGACCAUCAUGCUACUAACGGAGUGGUCCAUUUGAUAGACAAAGUCAUUUCUACAACAACAAACAAUAUCCUGCAAAUUGUUGAGAUUGAAGAAAGUCUUGAAACCCUUCGGACUGCUGUGGCAGCUGCUGGCCUCAACAAUCUUUUAGAAAAUGAAGGCCAAUUUACAUUGUUAGCUCCAACCAAUGAAGCCUUCAAGAAGAUCCCACAAGAAACUUUCAACAGGAUCCUGGGGGACCCAGAAGCUCUAAAAGAUCUGCUAAGCAACCACAUCCUGAAAACGGCCAUGUGUGCGGAAGCCAUCAUUGCUGGCUUGUCAAUGGAAACGCUGGAUGGCAACAUGUUGGAAAUAGGCUGUAAUGGUGAUGAACUGACCCUCAAUGGACGGCCCAUCAUUGCCAACAGGGAUGUCAUAGCAACCAACGGCGUGAUACACUUUGUCAAUGAACUACUCAUCCCCGACUCUGCUAAGACUUUGUUGGAAUUGGGCCUGGAAUCUGAUGUUUCGACAACUAUUGACCUUUUUAGACGAGCCGGUCUCGACUCACAUCUCAGCGGAAAUGAGCGAUUGACGCUCAUAGCGCCCAUCAACUCUUUCUACAGAGAUCAGACCCCUUCUGCAAACAGGAACUUGCUCCAAGACCUCAUCAUUAAGGAGCAGCUUUCCUCCAAGUACCUUUUUCAUGGACAGAAGCUAGAGACUCUGAGUGGCAAAGAACUGAGAGUCUUUGUGUAUCGCAACAAUCUCUGUAUUGAAAAUGCCUGCAUUGCUGCCCAUGACAAAAGAGGAAGGUUUGGUACCCUGCUCUUUGUGGAUAAGAUGGUGACUCCUCCUGUCGGAACAGUUAUGGAUGUGCUGAAAGCAGAUGACCGCUUCAGUGCCCUGGUAACUGCCAUCCAGUCAGCAGGUCUAACAGAAAUGCUGAACAGGCCAAGUUCAUUCACAGUGUUUGCACCAACAAAUGAAGCUUUCCAAACCAUGCCACAAGGGGAGCUGAGCAAGCUCAUGGGUAAUGCAAAUGAACUUGCCAACUUCCUGAAGUACCACAUUGGAGAUGAAAUUUUGGUUAGUGGAGCAGUUGGUGCUGUUGUGAGAAUCAAGUCCCUACAGGGUGAUAAGCUGGAAGUCAGCACUAAAAACCACAUCAUAAACGUCAACAAGGAACCCGUUGCUGAAGCUGAUAUUAUGGCCACUAAUGGCGUGAUUUAUGCUAUAAAUACUGUUUUACAACCACCAGCUUCUAAGCUCAAUGAAAGAAGUGAUGAUCCUUCAGACCCUGCACUACAAAUCUUCAGGCAUGCCUCUCCAAUAUCCAAGGCUACCUUAAGGAAUUCUAAGCUAGCUCCUGUGUAUUCCAGAUUGUUGGCAAGGAUGAAACAUUAAAGAGACAGCAAUUCUACAUGUAAAGCACAACAAGGGAUUCAGCAAAUUGUGCCAUUGGGCUGUUCAAGAGAAGGACUCCAUUAAAAAUAAAUGAAAUCACCACCACAACCACCAGCAUGUAUCACAGAAAGUUUACCCUUUUCUAACCGAAAUGAAGGAGAGAAAAUAAAAGCCAUAUCUAUUUAAACCGCUGUUUGAUAAGGUUAAUUUUGUUCCCAUUGUAGCUGAUAAUCUGGGGAGCCUCAGGUAUGAGUGUCUGCUCCAAAACAAUUUAGGCCCAAUCUCCAGGGAUGCAUGAGCUAAGAAUGUAUGACUAUGAUUGAUAGUCACCGAUAAAUCUAUGCCUCUCAGGUUAGUGCAUAACAAAGUGCUGAGGAUUUGUAUGUGCUGUCAGGAAUUGAACAUAUUAUCUGCCAUUCCCUGAGUCAGACAGUGAAUCCAGCUAGCUCAGAACCUUCUUGACUGAGCAGCAGUUCUUCCAGUUCUCCGGCAUGCGUCCCUCCUGCCCCUGCUGGCACCUUGGUGAUUGCGCAUGGCCGCGCAUGAUGCAUGCAAACCAUGAACUCUUCCACUGAGCGGCAAGCUUUCCCCAACUGAGAUGGUUUCCUAUAUCAAGCUGCGCUGGCUGGGAUGUGCUUGGUUUUGUAGGCCGUUUUUUCUCUUGAAAAUUGCCCAGGAUUGCAACUCAAGACUUUCCCCCCUUAGAUAUGAAAUAGUUGAGGCUUUGGCUCCAGAAAAAGAAGCCUUUGACCACUCUAGCCUGAAUUACUCUUGGAUUGGCUUCCAUUUUGUUUCAUUUUUCUCCAGAGAGAGAAAUGUCAUUCUGACCAACCUUACAGCUUUGCAGGUAUUCCCUUCCAAACUAAAGACUGGUGAAGCUCAUGGGCCUAACCUUAUUCCUUGCCUUGGGAGCUAAUAGGAUGGUCAGUGUUUCAUACGGUGCUAACAGAUUUUGCUACUUCAUCAAGUUUUUUGUAAUCUAUUUUUUUAGGAGAGUCACAUAACUAUCUAGUAUUCAUUUCUAUAUAUGUAGUGUCAGAAUCAUUGGCUUGUACUUACAGGUUAGGAACUGUCUCUAAACUUUGAUGCUCACUGAACAGCCCACACUUAAGACUAAAUAUCCAGCUUUGUGACUUUCUGAUCUCAGCCUUGCAACCCACAAGCUAAGAUACUCCAUUUUGGUCUUUCUCCUGUAGUCAAAGGAUGAAGGAGGGGACAGUGGGAGCUUUCAACUCUAGAUGCAUUUUGAAAAUGCAAAGCAGGCAGCAAGUUUCUUAGCAAUAACCAAGGAUCAAUGCUACCUUUUUCCCAAACUUGUAGCAGCAAUGGCCUGGUCAUAACUGUGUAUGUGCAUAUUUUAUGAAAAGAAGAUUAAAAGGUAUGACCUGCGACUUUAGUUAAACAGUGACUCUGUAGUCACAAUCCAAGGAGCACUUGGAUUCAUUUGGGCACAGCUAGCUUCACACAUGUUCUUCCAACUACAUCCCACAUCAAUAGUCCAUGAUGGAUAGCAAACAUUUAGGAUAUUUAGAUUUGUAUUGAUGUGGGAGACUGUUGCCAAAAUGUGCCUGUGUACAUAUAGGCCAUCAGACGUGCUAACACAAACACUCCAAAUGCAUCCUAUAAUCCUAUAGACCUUUCUGGGCUCUCUAUGAAAAAUGCAAUUUGUGUGCUUCGGCAAGAACAUGUGGUUUUUAUUUUCUUCUCUCCUGUGCUUUGAAAACCUUCCAUGCAAUUCUGCAUUUAAACAUUUUUAUUUUUUUAAAGCCUCAUUGUUGAUAUUGGGGAAUUUGCAUGAUAUAAGCUAUGAUUUGAUCAGUGCUGUCAAUUAGCUUUUGUUUACACAUAUGGUUCUAACUCUAAUAUCUUUUGUUCUUCCUAAAUCUAAACAUGCACCCUUUCUGUAAUGUGGUCAGAGACGUCUCCCUCAUCAAAACUUUGAAUAAAAAAUUCAUUUGUAAUAAAA
Messenger RNA from Varanus komodoensis (Komodo dragon), 4100 nucleotides. It is a transcript of the gene TGFBI, whose product is annotated as transforming growth factor beta induced. The transcript has 17 exons. The coding region runs from base 107 to 2134 and encodes 675 amino acids. Gene Ontology annotation, cellular component: extracellular matrix. Gene Ontology annotation, molecular function: cell adhesion molecule binding. The record is from RefSeq and is a predicted model, not a curated record. NCBI's taxonomy places the organism in Eukaryota, Metazoa, Chordata, Lepidosauria, Squamata, Varanidae. Gene Ontology annotation, biological process: extracellular matrix organization; cell adhesion.